AUGGCGGAGGACCCGGCCGCGGCGUCGCUGGCGACGCGGGCGCGGGCGCGGCAGCUGGUGAUGGCGGGGGACAUGGCGGCCGCGGUCGCGCUGCUGCAGGGGUCGUACCCGCGUGUUCUCAAGGGGGGCCCCUCCAGCGAGGAGGUGCAGUUUUACCUCAGCUGCCAGCAGUACAUAGAGCUUGUCAGGCAGCGCCGCGUGGACGAGGCGGUGCAGUUUGCGCAGGCGGUGCUGGCCGCGCUGCUGCACGGCGCGCCGCAGUGGGAGGGCACGCUGCGGGACGUGGUGGCGCUCAUCGCCUACGAGGCCCCAGAGGCGUCCCCCCUGGCGCACCUCCUGUCCACCGCGCAGCGCGAGAGGGUAGCAGACGUAGUCAACGCCGCCGUGCUGGGCGCCGCUGCAGCUGCUGCCGCUGCUGCUGGCGGCGCAGAGGGUGGCGGGGGCGCGGGCGGGGCCGCCGCCAUGCAGACGGAGGCGUCCGCGGCGGCCGCGGCGGCGGUGGCGGCGGAGCAGCAGCAGCAGCAACCCGCCAAGAGCUCCCUGGAGCGGCUGCUGGCGCAGCUGGUGGCAGUCCAGGGGGCGCUGCACGAGGAGAGCGGCGGCAGGGGCGAGCCAUUCGACCUGCGGAAACACCUGGGCCCUCCGCCCGGCAGCAGCGGUAGCGGCGGCGGCGGCGGUUCGCCGGGCAGGGAGCUGCGGCGCUGA
This is a messenger RNA of Monoraphidium neglectum, 705 nucleotides long. RefSeq lists its product as hypothetical. Lineage: Eukaryota; Viridiplantae; Chlorophyta; Chlorophyceae; Sphaeropleales; Selenastraceae. Bases 1 to 705 code for a protein of 234 amino acids. Gene Ontology annotation, biological process: cytoskeleton organization; cell surface receptor signaling pathway. The transcript has 5 exons. Gene Ontology annotation, cellular component: cytoplasm. The record is from RefSeq and is a predicted model, not a curated record.